Messenger RNA from Tripterygium wilfordii, 1041 nucleotides. RefSeq lists its product as uncharacterized. The record is from RefSeq and is a predicted model, not a curated record. Bases 1 to 1041 code for a protein of 346 amino acids. NCBI's taxonomy places the organism in Eukaryota, Viridiplantae, Streptophyta, Magnoliopsida, Celastrales, Celastraceae. The transcript has a single exon.
AUGGCUUCCAUUACAACAACGACAACGACAACAAAAAUUACGCUAAACGACGUCGCAAGACCUCUGAAGAACAGACUCGUAUGCUUCUCUUUUGCAGCCUACGCGAAAUCCCUCAUCGACCACCUUCAGUUCAUCAACAUACCCGUCCUUCCGGGUCUCACUGAUCAAGAAUUCUCUACGGUGGAAUCGUCUUUUAACCUCUCUUUCCCUCCUGACCUCCGUUCCAUUCUCCGCGAAGGCCUCCCAGUCGGCCAUCACUUCCCUAAUUGGCGCUCCUCUUCCGAACAACAACUUCGCAUCCUCAUAGACCUUCCGCGAUUAAACCUUCUGAGGAACAUUUCGACAAACAGCUUCUGGGUGGACUUUUGGGGGGACAAACCUGAAAGCAUUGACCAAGCUGUAAAGAAGGCCAAGCUGUUUAUUGAUAAAGCGCCGCUUCUUGUUCCCGUAUAUAGGAAUUGUUACAUUCCUUCUACGCCGAACGUCGCCGGGAAUCCGGUGUUUUAUGUCGAUGACCGGGAAGUGCGUGUUAUAAGCUAUGAUGUGACAAGGUUUUUCCAGGAAAUUGAGUUUCUUAAAAUGGGUAUAUUCCGGUCGGUUGCGUUGGCCGAUAGGUUAAAAACUGAUGCUCCGGCUUGGGCGGCAACUGCGUCGAAAAGGAUUGACUUCUGGACUGAGGUAGCUGAGCGAGGACGUAAAGUGGUGGCGCGUGAGGAGACGGACUGCUGGUGGGGUGGAGGUGAUUUAGGGAGGUGUUUGGAGGAGGUUUUUUGGAGGUUGAGAGAUGGAGGGUGGGGAGAAGAAGAGGUUCGGGAGAUGAUGAUGAUGAUGAUGAUGGACGGGUCUGAUGACGGCGAGAGACGUGCAGUGAAUGUUGAGAGUGUGGAGUGGCAGGUGAGAAUUCUUGCAAUUGUGUUAUUGCGUGGUGGGUGGAGUAUGGAAGACGUGGUGUACUCGCUUGAUCUUGACGAAGAGCAGUAUCCAAAUAGCUGUUUCCUGGAGAAUAGUGAUCAAUCAGUUGACGCAAUUUCAGUCCCUUGA